Molecule: messenger RNA, 1623 nt
Organism: Cladocopium goreaui
Lineage: Eukaryota; Dinophyceae; Suessiales; Symbiodiniaceae
Source: the annotation of a GenBank genome assembly
CGCUAGUGAGCUCACGUUGUGCUGUUGAUCACUGUGGUUGCUUCCAGCCAUCAUGGCGGAGCUUCAAGGGCCUGAGCAUGUUCAGCUGCUUCCAGAUGAGGCAGUUGAAGCCCCCGAGCAAGAGGCAAUGAGAGAAGGCGCAUUUUUGUCAGAAGCGAACACCUGCAGCUGUACUGUGAGCGAGGCUUUCGAAGCCGUGGCUUCUUGGACGCUGGCGGUUUUGAUGGCUUUGAUCAUCAUACCUUUGGGACUCCCUGCAGCGAUCAUUGUGAUCACCCUGGCCAGCAUGGGCCAAGUCUACCGAGCCUGUGGUGGUUCUCAGAAGGACUGGUCUCUAUUUGUUGUCGGUGCUGACAAGCCCGCUGAUGUAUCAGAAGAGUGCAACAGAGAGGUUGCUGGGAAAUCGGAAGCGAUACGGGGCAAAGGGGCAUGGUCGAAUUUGGUGUACCACGUGCAGAACAAUCACCCGGUCUUCGGCUUGUUUUGCUGCGCUCGUGGCCAUCCGUUCAGCCCUGUAGAGCGCUUUGGACUUCUCAUUCUGUUGGCCAGCUUCAGCUAUUUCAUGGCAGGAAUCAAGAUGUGCUACUCGAGUGACAGAGAGCUCGGCUGGCUAUUGAAGCGUUAUUCGGUGGCUUGCAUUGCUUUGCCCAGCCUCCUGUUGGAAAGUCUUCUGAAAUACUUCGCACUACUUAAUUACAAGUACAUGCUCAACAAAUAUGACUACUUCAGGAAAACGCGAUUGGAGCGCUGCAACGCUUUCGCGAAGCAGUUUUGCAUCGACCAUUCACUGGGACAGCCAGAGCCCCCAAGAGAGCCUCGAGCAGGAGGCAGACGUGGUUCGUUACAUUCUCUUCUGGAUUGUGAUUGCUGCAAAGCUUGCUGUGAAUUUCUCAAGUUUUGCGAGACAUGUCACAACCAAUGUGAAGAUGGUAAGACUCAAGCCGUGAACUCCAUUUUUGCAUCUCUUUUUGCUGGGAUUGCGCUGACGGGUUCUUGCUUGUUUAUUUUCUUUGGCAUCAGAAUGGAUGUCGAGUCUUCAGAAGAUAUUUGGCGGGCCUUUGGCAUCGGUUCGAUUGCCAACUUCUUCGGAAUCUGGUUCGUUAUUGCCAUUGGAAAGUUCCUGGUGAAGUGGCAGUAUCAACACUGGCAUGGUCGAUGCUUUGUUCUUUGCCAGAUGACCAUCCCUCCAGAACCAGAGCCAUGGACGGAGCUGAGAUACUUUUUCUCCACUGCAGACGUUGAUCAGGAUGGCUUCUUCAGCAAAGCAGAUGCCAAACACAUGGUGAGGCGACACUUGGGAGAGGAUCUCUCGGACGAGGGAUGGCAAAAGCUUCUGGAUGAGUUGGAUGUGGACAAUGACGGGAAGAUCUCCCUCUUGGAGUUUGAAGUGCUUAGGACUGACUUCGCAAACAAGAUGAAUUGGUGGCUUCCAGAGCGACCAGAACGCCCUUACGAAUCUCUACAAAGAUCCAGUUUGAGCUGAGAAAGGUUUGCAAGUGUCUAGUAUUGAAAAAUUAGUUUAAGUACAACUGACCCGUGAAACAUCGUACUGGAAAUACUUUCUGCAUCAUGCCAUGUACAGCUGGAUCAUGUACAGGCCAUCCAGGCACACUGCAGAGAAAA